AUGAAUUUAGUACGCAUUCUUCCUAACCCUAUGCAAUAUGACCCAAUUACAAUACCUCAACCCUGCAGUCAUCAACCCAAAAUUACAAUAAAAACAAAUCGUCUCUACACAAAAGUUGCAUGUACAAAUUGCAGGAAAAAGAAAGAAAAGUGUACUGGAGAAGCAAG
This is a messenger RNA of Dentiscutata erythropus, 167 nucleotides long. The record is from the annotation of a GenBank genome assembly. NCBI's taxonomy places the organism in Eukaryota, Fungi, Glomeromycota, Glomeromycetes, Diversisporales, Gigasporaceae.